AGAGAGGGAGGGCGGUUACGGCGAUAUCUGACGUUCCUCCGGUGAGCAUAAGGGAGCAGUUACCGCCGCCGCCUCCUCUACAUUUCUCUUUUCCUCCGCUGCUCCCUCACCCUCCCUUUUUUUUUUAAAAUAACAACCAGCAUUCUCAGUGAAGUCCUUUUGGUGCCGAUCCAUUCCAUCGUUUCUUUCGUCUCGAAUUUAUUAUUUUCGGAAAUGGGGGCUCCACUUCAAGGGGUCAUCAAGGAUAUCAAAGGGAGGGCACAAUGCUACAAACAAGAUUGGGUUGAAGGAACUGCUACAGGCUUCAGGAUAAUGGCUCCUACCUUGUACAUCUUUUUCGCUUCUGCACUUCCCGUAAUUGCUUUCGGGGAGCAACUAAGUAAAGAUACAGAUGGAUUACUGACCACCGUCGACACUUUAACUUCUACUUGUCUCUGUGGUAUCAUACACUCAGUACUCGGGGGGCAGCCUAUGUUGAUAUUAGGUGUUGCAGAACCCACAGUGAUAAUGUAUUCCUACAUGUAUCAUUUUGCCAAAGGGCGCCAAGAUCUUGGCACAAAGUUGUUUUUGGCUUGGGCUGCAUGGGUUUGGAUCUGGACAGCUAUCAUGCUGAUACUUCUUGCAGUGUUCAAUGCCGCUUCUAUAAUUGGCAGGUUUACGAGGAUUGCAGAAGAGCUUUUCGGGAUGUUGAUCACAGUGCUUUUCGUCCAGCAGGCUAUCAAGGGAGCUGUGGGUGAAUUUUCCAUUCCUAAAGGCGAGGAUGAGAACCUACCGACUUUUGAUUUUGUAUGGAGAUACACAAAUGGACUAUUGGGUCUCAUAUUCUGCGCUGGGGUGUUGUUCACAUCUCUUAAGAGCAGAAGGGCAAGAUCAUGGGCAUAUGGGUCAGGCUGGUCUAGAGCUUUGAUUGCAGACUAUGGGGUUCCUCUGAUGGUUAUGGCGUGGACAGCAAUGUCAUAUGCAGUACCUGGAAGCAUUCCUUCUGGAGUUCCUCGGAGACUCUAUAGCCCUCUUCCUUGGGACAGCAAAUCCUUGGAGCAUUGGAGUGUCGCAAAGGACUUGUUUUCAGUUCCCCCAGUAUACAUAUUGGCAGCUAUACUGCCUGCGAUCAUGGUCACCGGCCUUUAUUUUUUUGAUCACAGUGUUGCUUCAAAGAUGUCUCAGCAAACUGAAUUUAAUCUAAAAAAACCUUCCGCUUAUCACUAUGACAUUUUGGUCCUUGGCAUCAUGGUUUUGGUUUGUGGAGUACUUGGAAUUCCUCCUUCGAACGGGGUUCUCCCUCAGUCCCCAAUGCACACAAAGAGCCUUUCUGUUCUCAAGAAGCAGCUACUUCGGAAGAGGAUGGUUAAGACUGCCAAGUUGGGCAUGAAGCAAGAUGCCAGCAGCUCAGAAAUAUAUGAUAAAAUGCAAGAAGUCUUCAUACAAAUGGAUGAAAAUCCUGCUGAGUUGGCUACAAUAUCUUCUGCAGUCAUGAGAGAAGAAGGCAGCAGCGAGCAAAAGGGUCCAUUCGAUCCUGACAAGCACGUUGAGGCUUAUUUGCCAGUUCGAGUGAACGAACAGAGACUAACCAACCUCUUGCAGUCAAUUCUUGUUGGUAUUUGUCUUUUGGCUAUGCCUCUCAUCAAGAAGAUACCGACAUCAGUUCUCUGGGGAUAUUUUGCUUUCAUGGCAAUUGAUAGCCUCGACGGAAACCAAUUCUGGCAGAGAGUGCUUCUUCUCUUCAUUUCUCCUCGUAGACGUUUCAAGGUUUUAGAAGGAGAUCACGCUUCAUUUGUGGAGACUGUGCCCUUUAAGGCGAUAGCAGCCUUCACAAUAUUCCAAUCCCUGUAUCUGCUUCUGUGCUUCGGGAUCACUUGGAUACCUAUUGCCGGAGUUCUCUUCCCUGUGCCAUUCUUCAUAUUGAUCGGUCUCAGGCAAUAUGUUCUUCCAAGAUUCUUUCGCGCGCAUGAUUUGCAAGAGAUGGACGCUGCUGAGUACGAAGAAAUUGCUGGAUCCCCUGGUCGUGCGCGCUCACUCUCGCUUAAGGAGAGGGAUGAUUCUGAAGAAACCACUGAUCAGGAUGACUGUGAUGCUGAGAUUUUGGAUGAGAUCACAACCAGCAGAGGGGAACUUAAGCUCAGGAACAGAAAUGUCAAUGAUGACAGAAUUCCACAGGUAUAUCCAGUGGAGCCAUAAGUGUGAAUACUUACUUGACAUGAAAAUCUGCUCAAUUUCCUCGCCUGCGACAGUCUACUGAAGCGCUGGGACACACUGUGGAAAAAGUGGAAGAGAAGAAAAGAAAAGCGAGAGAUUGCAAAAGAGUAUUAUAGAUUGUAACAUAUUCAUGAAGAGCUGAAGUAAUUGCUCUUUAAUUCUUUAUUGUACAAUAAAAUUGAUGUGGUCCUGUAAUAUAUGUACACGUUAAUCUAUUUGCACCGAUGGAAGCUUGGCAUUGUUUGCAAAUAAAAAUUUCCUUCAGAGGUGUAAAACUUGAAAAGUUGUUGUAAAUUCUUGUUCCUUUACGUAUCAUAAUUCAUA
Asparagus officinalis (garden asparagus) is the source of this 2517-nucleotide messenger RNA. Its product is annotated as boron transporter 4-like. NCBI's taxonomy places the organism in Eukaryota, Viridiplantae, Streptophyta, Magnoliopsida, Asparagales, Asparagaceae. Gene Ontology annotation, biological process: monoatomic ion homeostasis; monoatomic anion transport; transmembrane transport. The coding region runs from base 214 to 2175 and encodes 653 amino acids. Gene Ontology annotation, molecular function: solute:inorganic anion antiporter activity. The record is from RefSeq and is a predicted model, not a curated record. The transcript has 15 exons. Gene Ontology annotation, cellular component: plasma membrane.